AUGGUGUGUCCCGAUCCGGCGUUGGCGGGCUCAGAUCCGGCGGUGCUGCAUGUGGCGGCGGGCGAUACCGCGGUCAGCGGUGCUGCUGAUCAGCCGAUCCAAAAAAAUUCAUCGGCCGAUCGGCUGCCGCCGCCUCACGCCGCUCUCCCGCCGGCCGCGGCUGCCCACGUGCACCGGCUGCCCCGCGCGCUGCACCACGGAGCUGGGAACCCUCGUCCGGUGAGCCGCCGACCGCGCGCGCCCGCCCUCUACCGCGCGCCGGGUUCGAAACCCACCAAAAAAAUCCCCCGCGGCCGCAGACGCGUAAUCCGGCGCGAAGGCCUCCGCCUCCGCCUCCGCCUCCGCGCGACGGCCUCCAAUGCCGCUUCCGGGUCCGGCUCCAGCCUCCAGCGAGAGGCGGCGCUCAGGCGGGAGGAGGAGCCGCCCGAUCCGCUCCAUCCCUCACAGAUCUGCCUGGUCUCUCGCGGAUCUGUGUCGCCCUCGUGCUCGCAAACGCGGAGGCCGUGGCCCCGGUGGCCGGCGCCUGCCUGGGGUCCCCUCUCUGCCGGCUUCCUGUACCGGUGCUCGCGCACGUGGAGGCGCUGGCCGGUGACGCGGCAGGCCGACGUUGCCUCUGUGCCACGCUCGCGCGCGGAGGCGCUGGCCAACCGGCCGUGGCCACGGUGGCCGGCGCCUCUCUGCUGCGCGGGCGGCAGGCAGCACGGGUCUCCUCCUCCACCCCCGCGACCCCCACUGGCGCCCGUCCUCCAGACCGUCGCCGCCUUCUCCCGCCAUCUCCUCAUCGCCCCGGACGUUGGCCCUGACGACCACUGCCUCCGCCCCCCAUCGUCGCCACUGGAGAUAGUGAAGGUCGGAGGGCGCAAUACAGUUCUUGAGAAAGCAUCCGUGACUAAUGGCAUACCUUUUGUCUCGGAUGUGCCGACAAUCGUUUUUGGUGCUGAUGUUUCCCAUCCUCCGGCAGGAGAAGAGUCAUCGGCUUGUAUUGCCGCUGUCAGUUUCUUAGAUGGUGUGGCCUUUGAACAACCAAAGGUGUGCUACGAGGGAUGAGACGGUACUACUAGGGUUACCUAUGUGGAUGUGGUGCCAGAAUGUACCGCUGGACUGGAGGCAUCAAAAGUAUUUAAAAAAAAUUUCUCUAUCAUCCACCUAGUGUUAGAUGGUACAAGGUAAAAUGCUCAAAUGCUCAAGGUUCAGCACCUAGAACUUCAGCUUAAGGCGGUAUCUCCUGGUACCAGUUACCCGGUUCGCGCCACUUAGAUGACUCGGUGGUGAAUGGGUACUGGGGUGUACUGGGUAGGAGGUUGUAUGGAGUAUUAGUAAGGCGGAAGAGAAAUGUAUGUAGUAAAUAAUUUAGAUAUUAAUUGAAGUAUUAUAAACUCGAUUCUUAAAGAGUUUGUCUGUACAAGGAUGUACAAACAAGAAUAUGUAACAAAUUUUAUGCUUGUACAAACUAGUAUAAUUUAAAUAUUAAUUAAAACAUUUUAAAACAGAGUUGGUUC
This is a messenger RNA of Panicum virgatum (switchgrass), 1499 nucleotides long. RefSeq lists its product as uncharacterized. Bases 1 to 1047 code for a protein of 348 amino acids. The transcript is spliced from 4 exons. NCBI's taxonomy places the organism in Eukaryota, Viridiplantae, Streptophyta, Magnoliopsida, Poales, Poaceae. The record is from RefSeq and is a predicted model, not a curated record.